This is a messenger RNA of Lutra lutra (Eurasian river otter), 2068 nucleotides long. It is a transcript of the gene CFAP90, whose product is annotated as cilia and flagella associated protein 90. The coding region runs from base 77 to 565 and encodes 162 amino acids. The record is from RefSeq and is a predicted model, not a curated record. Lineage: Eukaryota; Metazoa; Chordata; Mammalia; Carnivora; Mustelidae. The transcript has 3 exons.
GGCCCAUCCCGACCCGCGCGGCCUCGGUUUCCAGGCGACGCCGAACGCGGGCGCCCGGCUGCCAGCAGCAGGCGGGAUGGGCCCGACCUCGGCGGGCGCGGGGCCGCUGGACCGGGGUGGCACGGAGGACGACGAAGAGGAGAUCACCGCCGCCACGCUGCGGGGCAAGCCCCGGCUGCCGCCCCUCUCGGCGCUGUCCGCCUUCAGCUACAUCCCCCCGCGGCGCCUGGACCCCAAGGAGCACAGCUACUUCUACCGCCAGAGCCGGACAGGCGUCAUCUCCCUAUACGACUGUGUCUUUAACAAGAGCCCAGGCUACAAUCAGAAACGGCACCGAGAUGACAGAGAACACGCAAAAAGCCUGGGACUUCACGUGCAUGAGGAGGAGCGCCAGCGGCCUGUGGGAGUGCUGAUGUCCUCAGUCUAUGGGAGGCGCAUACACCAGCCCGUGGAGCCUCUGAUCCGGGACCACGGCCGUGCCAACCACGUGAAGGCUGACUUCUACAGGAAGAAUGACAUCCCCAGCAUCAAGACUCCUGGCUUUGGGCACAUUUCUCCUGCCUGACGCCCCAUUUGGGGCCUGGACCGCUGGGUGGCACAGUCAGGCAUCAGAGGGUCAGGGAGCUGGCCUGAAGCGGCUUGCACCUGGACAGUGGGGGAUGGGCCUGGGAGCCCCUUUUCCUCAUGUGGCCAUGGUGAAGACCCUGGCCAGAGGCCUUUAACGUGAUAAAAUCUCGUGGGACCGUGUCCGCUGAAAUGAUGCCAGAGACCGAUCCAUUGUGAGCACCUGAAUAAAAAAGGAAAGUGCUCCCAACUGACAGUGGUCGGUGACUGUGUUCACUGUUUCUCUGGUUCGUCAGACCCCAGGGGGCGCUCCAGGAGGGGCGUGCACACCCUUUCUCACCAGCUAUGGAAACCACGGCUGCCUGGGUUUACCUUCCUCCAUGAGGUGAUAUGGUAUUUCUUUUUACAAUAAGUGAUCUCUAGAUACCACAUCUCCCUGCCCCAGAGGCCUGAGCCGUGAAUAACAGGUCCGUGCAGUUGAGGACAGAACCCUGGUAGUGCUGCCGUCCCCCCUCACCACAGGUCAUGGAAGAGACUGGGCUUUGGUGGUUGACAGCCUUGGGUAAAAUUCUCGCUCCUGCCUCUCCCAGCGGCACGGGGACAGAGCCCAUCAUUCCACCGACUGGAGCCCACAUUUCCUCCUCUUCCCAGUGGGAAUUCCAAACCGUGAGGAGUGUGUGUGGGAAUCAGUGGUCCGAAGGCAGCCACACGAGAGGCUGGGGCUGUUCGUGUGGACAGUUUUCAUUUUGGAAACACCUGCUUCUAACCCAAGUUGGAAAUGUUUAUUUUGGAGAUAAUUUGAAACUUAUUCAAGUAUUAAGGUCUGCGCUAUAUUUUUAGUGCAUGGCUGUCUUUGAAAGAAAUCACCCCGCGCCCUUCCAAUUGAACUUCCCAUGGCUUAGUGGUUAAUGAGCAGGUGAUGUAAUUCGUUUUACUGCUGAUUCCCCUAUGGCUGGUUUUAUUGCUCUGAUUCUCUAAGGACAUAUGGCACUGAAUUGUUAACAAUUUCAAGGUCGAGUGGCUCCCAUGUAUUUCUUUAUUCUUUUGGAAACGUGUUUUAUUUCCACCUGUAGGUAUCUUUUAUUACUUUUCCUCCUGAACACAUGGCAGUAGUGAAUUUGGGAUUGCCUUGGGUAGCUUAAGCUCUUUUUAUAAUAAUAUAAUAGAAAAUCUAUCAAGUUUGGAUUAUGAAAAUUUUUAUAAAUUACUUUCUUCAUGACUACUAAGAAAGACAAGGCAUCGCUAAGAAAUGCCUUCAUCUGAAAUUGACUACAAUAAAUCUGUGUCAAACUAAGUUAUUUUCAGUUAUUUAAAGUCAGAUCCUACUCCAUUAACCUUCUACUUUUAAAAAGCAGGGCCUGAACUGGACAAGGUUUCAAAAGGUCUCACGUUCCUUAGGUAUCAGGGAAAAAUUAAAUGUAUUUCUGUUGGCUUCUGGACUACAACAACUUAAAGCCAAUGAGUGCCCAGUCACCUUCUAAAAGGGAAACAUAAUAAAAGAAUU